AUGGCUUCAGGCACCCACUCGCCAGACGUCACGGGCGCCGACUUCUCGUCUGGCGGCACCGGUGCUCGCUUUGCACGUGCUGUCAUCAUCGUAGCAGGCGUAUGUGCUCUUGUCGCGAGUCUGGUUACUUUCGUUGCUGUCUGGUUACAAACGAAGAACUACCGCAAGCCGGUGCUGCAGCGAUAUGUCGUCCGUAUCCUGCUUAUGGUCCCCAUCUACGCAGGCGCAUCAUGGGCCAGCUUGGUAUCGACCAUGGCAGCGUCCUACGUGGAGCCCUUCAGAGACGUUUAUGAGGCCUUCACAAUCUACACCUUCCUCCAGCUGCUUAUCAACUUCAUCGGCGGCGAACGCGCCCUCAUCAUCCUCAUGACCGGUCGCGCACCUGUAUCCCACCCAUGGCCUCUCAAUCUCGUUUGCUCCAAGAUCGACAUAUCCGAUCCAUAUACCUUCCUCGCUAUCAAACGCGGUAUCCUGCAAUACACUUGGGUCAAGCCGCUUCUGUCUGUGGCUACCAUCAUCAUGAAGGCUACCGGCACAUACCAGGAAGGAUACAUAGGCGUGACCUCCGGUUACUUCUGGAGCGGCAUCAUCUAUAACGUCAGCAUCACCAUCAGUCUUUACGCUCUAGCCAUGUUCUGGGUGUGCAUGUCCACCGACCUCAAGCCCUUCCGGCCCAUGCCCAAGUUCUUGUGCAUCAAGGGCAUCAUCUUCGCUUCUUACUGGCAAGGAUUCUUCCUUUCCAUCCUCGUCUUCUUAGGGGCUAUUCCAGAUGACGUACCUGGUUACAGUCCUGACAAUCUGGCCGCUGCUAUCCAGGAUGCUCUUAUCUGCUUUGAGAUGCCACUCUUCGCACUUGCCCAUUGGUAUGCAUUUUCCUGGCACGAUUACGCCGACGAUACCAUCUCGGCUGCGCGACUGCCCGUCAAAUAUGCCUUGCGUGAUGCCUUUGGCCCUCUCGACCUCAUCCAGGAUACCAAGGAAACCUUUGCUGGUAAGAACUAUGAAUAUCGGUAUUUCGAUGCGCGCGACAAUGUGUUGGCGCACGAGGAGUCGGCGUCGCGUGCUGCACGUAUGGCCGAGGGCAUGAGAUACGAACGAGGAGGAAAGGGCAAGUACUGGAUCCCCAAGCCUGGACAAGGGUCGGAGCAUGAACCACUUCUCAGCAAAGUCACAUCGAGCCGCGCCAGAGCCAUGAGCCCAGGGCCACACAAGGCUAUAAAGGGCGAGGGUGCUAAGUACGGAACGCCCGACACCGUCGAAGAGCCUAGCCUGGAUGCCGAGGAAGAGCGCUUAUAUGAUAACGCUCGUGAGCUUGAGUUUGGCGACUGGAACUAUCCCGUCAUCGAAGCCCACCGUCCAUCUCGCGAAGACCGCAUGUACGCCGACCCGAACAUUCUGACUGCAUCAACCAAUCGAAACCUACUUCAACCCACCAAGGAGAACAAGCGGAGAAGGAAGAGUCAAAUUCAGGAUAUCCAAGAAUCUGUAAGCAAGGGCAAACAGCGCGAUCAGUCGAGCAAUGGAGAUUCAUCUCGCUCCAAGUCACCGCACUCCAAGUCGCGCGCGCCAUUUGCCAACCUCCUUCGUCAAAAGUCUUCUUCGUCGAGCUCAGCCAAAUCCGACAAGAGCCAGCUCGUGGAUCUUGUUGUGGAGGACCAUCAAGCAGAAGAAGUCGAUCGUGUCAGAGCACGUAAGGAAGGUGGCCCAGGAUGGAAUGAAGUCCCCUCUAAGCAUUUUGUUAAAACAUACGAGGCAGGUGAAGAGGAAGAGGUUCGAGAGGGCUUCAACCCAGAUGAGGCUGAGCCACAGAACCCGGAGGCUGAGCACAACCUAAACUACCCAUUCACGGAGAACCAAGGCGACGAGGAGCAGAGGAAACAUGAUAUCAAGCCGCACAUCGCUAGCGAAGCCAACCAUUGGGAAACGCGCGAUACCAGCGAUCAGAAGACGCAGAACGAACACGAGGAUCACCCCAGUCCGUCUUACGGCAGUUUCAGAGACGAGCGCAAUGCCUGGAAUGCCGACUGA
Alternaria atra is the source of this 2028-nucleotide messenger RNA. RefSeq lists its product as uncharacterized. Gene Ontology annotation, biological process: transport. Gene Ontology annotation, molecular function: transporter activity. Bases 1 to 2028 code for a protein of 675 amino acids. The transcript is spliced from 7 exons. Lineage: Eukaryota; Fungi; Ascomycota; Dothideomycetes; Pleosporales; Pleosporaceae. The record is from RefSeq and is a predicted model, not a curated record.